Messenger RNA from Branchiostoma floridae (Florida lancelet), 2580 nucleotides. RefSeq names its product E3 ubiquitin-protein ligase TRIM56-like. Lineage: Eukaryota; Metazoa; Chordata; Leptocardii; Amphioxiformes; Branchiostomatidae. The coding region runs from base 775 to 2385 and encodes 536 amino acids. The record is from RefSeq and is a predicted model, not a curated record. Gene Ontology annotation, molecular function: zinc ion binding. The transcript is spliced from 3 exons.
UUUCAAUUAAUACGUGCUACGUUUGGACAUGCAUGAAUGAUAUUUGCUGAUUCACCUGCCUAAAAGUCUGCUGUAUAGUCUAAAGUGUUUUCAAUGAUGUGCACAGUACACAGGAUAACGUAAUACUUAGUGUUACAGCUACCUAGAGCAUUCCAGUCUAUUAGGUAGUUGCACACUCGGAAAGCUGAUAUUUUGUGAUUUUCGAUGUAUGUUAAGUUCUUGAUUGAUGAAUUGUAACAAACUGGCCGCACACUGGACUUUUAAAGACCUUCAUAUUUUAUUGUCUUCCCGUCAUGACUCCUUGCACCAGAGUCAGGUAACAGGACUAGUCUACUUCUAAAAUAGGGGGGUUUAGUUGUAGUCAUCACAUGGUUCACAGUGCUUUUUUUUCAUAACAAGCCAGAAAACAGUGACGGCCGGGGUGUCGUGAUUACCACCAAGUGUUCUAAUUGUUUGGAGUAGCCAUGGGUCAUGCGUGUGCAAAUCCGAAUGCUUCCGCCAUGACCUUCUUGAGAGCAGCCGCAUUACGUGAUCGGCGUACAAAACCUUAACGUCACGUUUACAAACACGCAUUCUCAGGUAAGGUACCGUUACGUUAGGUAUACAACCCGGUCCCUCCGAUGUCUGCACACACCGUUGUCCUCCAGGUUUGGUAAUGUUUUGAAAUAAUAACCUUCUCGUUCGUCACAUUUGAACUGUCUAGUGGGUCUUCGACAUACAUUUCUCAGCCCUGUUUCAGAUGUGAAACCGUCACGGUCGAACACUAUACACAACAUGGCGGAAUCGAAACUUCUGAAUCGGCUCUCAGAAGACUUCCUCGAGUGUCAGAUCUGCCUGCAGCCCUACCACCGACCCAAGGUACUGCCUUGUCUUCAUUCCUUCUGCCUGCAGUGUCUUGAAGAGUUUCUGAAGAAGCAAAAGGUCAAAACUGAGUUAGAUUGCCCCACCUGUCGCAGCAAGACUUUACUUCCGGGUGGCGGGGUAGCGAAACUGAAAGAUAACUUCUUCGUGGAGAGCCUAAAGGACACGGUUGACGUCCACAAGAAGCUGACUGAUGAAGGAGAGAGUCUGGUCUGUGGGAGCUGUGAGACCAAGUCAGGAGCGGAGUCCUUCUGUACGGAAUGUGGCGACUUUCUGUGUGACGAAUGCGCCGCAAUGCACCGUCGAAUGAAGGUCUUAAGAGGUCACCAGGUGAUCGGUGUAGAGCAGCUCAAGGCCGAAUCCGACACCGUUAAGAUCAAGCCUCGCCCCCUGCCAUCGUGUAGGAUCCACUCACAGGAGAGUCUCAAGUUCUUCUGCAUUGACUGUAGCGAGGCUAUUUGUCAGGUCUGCACCGCUCUGUCCCACAAGGACCACAAGUAUGAGUAUUUCACCGACACAGCUGUGAAUGCAAAAGAGGCAAUACUCGGUCUUCUUGCGAAAACAGAGAAGAAGAUGGUGGAUCUUAAGAACGCUGACCAACUGGCGCACACACAGAAAGCCGAGCUGGAGAAAAAGGUCACCGAAACUAUCAAAAAGAUCAAGAAGAAGGCAGAGCAAACUAGGAAGGAUUUAGUUGCGCUUGUCAAUCAACAAGAGGCCGAGUUACUGGACAGUGUUAACACGGUGAGCCAGACCCGGAGUAAGGAGUUCUCCACCGCUAUAGAGGAGAUAGAAACGGCGACUGUGGCGUUAGAGAGCGCGGCAGAGUUUGGACGGAACAUCGUGGAACACGGGUCGGAGUUUGACAUCAUGGCAGUCAACGAGGAAGUGAGCGGUAGACUGACGAACCUGUUACAGGUAGAGCUUGCCAACAUCACAGACGGAUUAUCUGCGAAGGCAUACAUCGCUUUUGAGGAGGACAAGACGUCAUACAAGGUGAAGCCUUGCCUGGGAGAAGUGAAGACAACGCAGGGUAAGAGAAACGACAAGGUGAAGCCUCGCAUGGAAGAAGUCAAGACAACGCAGGAUUCAGGUUUCCGUACUGCCCGUUUCACGACCCUCGGUACCACCGGCUGUCUGGGCCCGACCAGCCUGGGGACCCACUACCGCGGACAGGACCACGAGGGGCUGGUGCAGCUGAAGGACGGGAUUCAGUACUUCACUGUACCAGAUACUGGGGAGUACAGGAUAGAGGCGGCAGGUGCUGCUGCAGGUUUUGGUGUUUAUGAUCCCAAGUCCGCCAGAGGGCGCGGUGCGGUGGUCAAGGGGGCCUUUCAAUUGCAGAAAGGUAGGAUUCCUGAUGAUCACCACAUUGUAAUAAAUGUACAAUCAUUCAACAGACUUAAGCAUUUACAAUUUACAUUUCUACCUGACGAUUUCUUUCCACUAGAUCUUGCGUUUACAAGCAAUAACACCGAAAGGGGAGACAACAACAAAUUAUUUUUUAAAGAUAAGGUACUCUAAAUAGGCAAAACACCAAAACUAAAUAUGUAAAGCAUUCCCUUCUCGUAAUUUCAGUAAGCUACGUCAAACAUUUAUCUAGAUGAUGCAUUGAAUCCUUUCGGCCUAACAUUCCAAAGGUAGGUGAAAAUAAUGACAAUUCAUUAAUGUAUAGUUUCUACUUCGGUAACAUUUUCGCGAUAGUUACAAUAUGUAAUA